CAUACAUAUGUAGUUGUUUAUAUUAUCUUCCUCCAAAUUUAAGAUAAGAACACGCUCCCCUAUUUAUAUAUAUAUAUAUAUAUAUAUAUAUUUGGAGUGACACGAUGCAGAUGAUCAUUCUACUUAUGAAACGUCGACAUUAGUAAAAAUGUACACCGGGAAUAUUGUGUGGUUUAUUUUUAUUUUUGUCAUUUUGCAAAGUGUACAAAUAUUUUGUGAUAAUUUUAAAAAACCAACUAUUUUAAUUGAAAUUUUAGUACGAAAUAAAGCCCACACAUUGCCCUAUUUUCUCAGUUUUUUAGAGAAUCUUGAAUAUCCAAAAAAUAGAAUAUCUCUAUGGAUUCGAAGCGAUAAUAAUAUUGAUAAUUCAAUUGAAAUUUUAAAAAUAUGGCUCGAAAAGGAAAAAACAAAAUAUCAUGCUGUUGAUUUUUUAUUUCACGAAGAAACAAAUGGAUUUGACGAUGAAAAAGGAAUUGCCGAUUGGUCGUCUAGUAGAUUUUCACAUAUUAUUAAAUUACGUGAGGAAGCAAUGAAUUAUGCACGUAAAGUGUGGGCUGAUUUUAUUUUUGUGGUGGAUGCUGAUGUAUUUUUAACAAAUCCAAAAACUUUAGACAAUCUUGUCGCUAAAAAUUUGACUAUUGUUGCACCACUAUUGAAAUCUGAUGGAAUGUACAGUAAUUUUUGGGCUGGAAUGACAUCAGAUUAUUAUUAUAUUCGAACAGAUCAAUAUAGACCAAUUCUUAAAGGUGAUAUUAGCGGAUGUUUUCAAGUACCAAUGAUACAUAGUGCAGUACUCAUUGAUUUACGUAAAGAAGCAAGUAAUUAUUUGACAUAUUCAUCAAAAAAUGUCGAUAACUAUGAUGGACCUAUUGAUGAUAUUAUAACUUUUGCACUUGUUGCUAAUCGCUCUGGUGUGCCAAUGCAUGUUUGUAACGAUAAAUCAUAUGGUUUUAUUCUUGUGCCAUUAGAAAAUCACGAUGACGGAAUCGAACACGAUAAGAAGCAACUUUUAAAUAUAAAAUUAGAAAUUUUAGCUUUACAAGAAGAUCUUCCAUUGACAGAGAGUUUAAAAAAAUUUGUCAGCUAUCCAGAAAAAGAUACUGUUGGUGUAUCGCGUGUGUUUAUGAUUAAUUUAUUAAGAAGACCGGAAAGAAGGAGACGGAUGCAACAUUGUUUCGAAGAAUUGGGAAUUGAUGCAGAAAUAAUUAAUGCAGUUGAUGGAAAAACUUUAAAUCGUACUAGUUUGGAUUCAAUGGGUAUUAGAUUGAUGUCAAACUAUGCAGAUCCAUAUCAUAAAAGAUCAAUGACUAUGGGAGAGAUUGGCUGUUUUCUAAGUCAUUAUUAUAUUUGGAAAAAGGUGAUAGAAAAUAAUUAUGAAAGUGUAAUGGUGCUAGAAGAUGACGUUCGAUUUGAACCUUACUUUAGAAAUAAAAUAAAUUUCAUACUUAAAGAAAUCGAAAGAUUAAAAACAGACUGGGAUCUUGUAUAUCUGGGAAGAAAACGAAUGCAAGAACAAGAGGAACCUUUGGUUGAAGGAACACAAUUUCUCGUUCACGCUGGUUACAGUUAUUGGACUUUAGGCUAUAUUUUAUCGUCUCAGGGAGCAAAAAAAUUACUAGCAGCAAAACCACUUGAAAAUAUGGUCCCUGUAGAUGAGUAUUUACCAAUUCUUUUCGAUAAACAUCCAAGAAAAAUUUGGAAGGAUCAAUAUCCAAAAAGAAAUCUUGUUGCACUUUCAGCAAGUCCUCUUCUUAUUUAUCCAACUCAUUACACUGGGGAAAAUGGAUACAUUAGCGAUACGGAAGAUUCGAAAAUUGUCUCACUAAAGAAAGAAAUUUCAAACGAGUCUAGAAAUCAUGAAGAAUUAUAGGAUUUGAAAUCAAGAAGAUAGAAAGAAAGUAAAAAAAAAGGGUAAAAAAAAUAAUAAUCAAAAGAAUUGAGCCAAUAAGGUGAGAUUGAUGAGAAAAAUUGCCAUUUUCGUGCCAUUUAAUUGUAAGUUGCAUUAAUAUGAAUUCUCAUAAUUUUUAUUGAUUUUUUUUUUAACAUUUAUAACUUAAAUUUUAAAAAUAUUUCUUAUAUGGAAAUUUUAUAUACAAUUUUAAUUGAUUUUUUUUAAUAUUAAUUUUUAUCGCGCAAAUAAUGUUGAAGUAAUUUAAAGAAGGAAGAUUAGAGAUAUAUAGAAUAAUAUUUUCUGACAUGGAGGAUUUACAAUUUUUUAUAAAAGAAAAAGUAAAUAAAUAUAUAUAUAUAUAUAUUUUUCUGUUAGAAAAUUUAGAAAACUUUAUAGACUGACAAACGUAUAUAAGUAAUCAUGAUAUUGUUAUUUUAUCAUUAGAAAAAAAAAAAUUACGUUAUUAUAUCAGAAAAUUAAAAAAAUUAAAUCUUUUUCUGAAUUUUAUUGUUAUAUCUAAAUAAAUCAAUUCUAAUAUUAUUAUUAUUAUCAAUUGUGCUUCUAUUACUAAUUAAACUACGAUAUAUUUGUGAAUACCAUUUAUAUUGUUUAAUUAAUUAAAGUAAAAAAAAUUAAUAAAGUUAAAUUUGAAACAAAUUGUUUUUUUAUCAUUUUACAAAUUUUGAAUUCACGCGCAAAUCCUUGUGUUUUCUGAUUGGUUGAAAUUGGCGUCGCGCCGAUUUACAUAACCUCAAAAUAUUUGACAGCUCGUGUUGCGAAAUUAUUGUGAAAUUUGUUGUAUAUAUCUAUAUUAUUUAACAGCUGCUCAAAGUGCCAAUAUAAUUGUAAAUAUAUUAAAGUAUUUAGUGAAAAUUCUAUUUUAAUUAUUAAUUAAAAUUUAAAACAAUUGUGUUUUAUUUAAAAAGAAUUUAUCAAAUAUAUCUAAAGUAAAAAAAUACUCAAGUUUUGCAAACACGUGUUUGUUGUUUUUGAACAAGAAAUUUUGCCAAUCAUCGAAUUUCAAGAUUAAAAAAAGAAUAUCAAUUUCUAUUAUUAAACACACAGAAAAUAUUUUUGACAAAUGAUUGUUGUAAAAUCAGGAUCACAUUACAAAAUGACAUUAAACUUGCUGAAUUUCGUAAUAUUCUACGUUUUAGG
Messenger RNA from Leptopilina boulardi, 3049 nucleotides. Its product is annotated as glycosyltransferase 25 family member. NCBI's taxonomy places the organism in Eukaryota, Metazoa, Arthropoda, Insecta, Hymenoptera, Figitidae. The transcript has 10 exons. Gene Ontology annotation, molecular function: procollagen galactosyltransferase activity. The record is from RefSeq and is a predicted model, not a curated record. The coding region runs from base 149 to 1870 and encodes 573 amino acids.